Ananas comosus (pineapple) is the source of this 982-nucleotide messenger RNA. RefSeq names its product B3 domain-containing protein Os03g0184500-like. The record is from RefSeq and is a predicted model, not a curated record. Gene Ontology annotation, molecular function: DNA binding. The coding region runs from base 117 to 839 and encodes 240 amino acids. Lineage: Eukaryota; Viridiplantae; Streptophyta; Magnoliopsida; Poales; Bromeliaceae. The transcript is spliced from 7 exons.
CACUUUUCAAAUUCCAUAACCUAACGGUCGAAAUGCCCGAGUUUAUAAAAGGAAACCCUAAACCCUAGGUCGUUCUCCCUCUCCAUUCCUCUUUCUCCCUCGUUGUCCUAUCGACAAUGGCGAAGAAGCGAGCUUCGUCCUACGAGGAGGUUCGGCGGAGAACCCUAGAGGAGAACAAGAAGAAGAUGGAGGAGCUCAACCUCCGCCACCUCUCCGUCCUCGUCCGCAAGGAUGCAGCAACGCCGAAACCCUCUCCGGCUAAGCAGAGGAAGCGGAGGGUUGUAGAAGAAGGGUAUUUUACCUCCCCGAGACGGUCUCCUCGGCUCGCCAACUUGCCGGAUAGUGAGCUUAGUGAAGUGUCCCUGCAUACCAAGGAGAGGCCUUCGAGGGUUCUUCGAAGAACUUACAGGCGUCUAAAUUUCUCAGAUCGACCGUAUGCUUCCUAUGAAUCCAAGAUUUCUGCACAAAGAAAAGCGGAAGAAGUUGAAUCACAACUAGACCCUAAGUUUCCUAGCUUUGUAAAAUUAAUGCUGCACUCGCAUGUUAUCCGAGGAUUCUGGUUGGGUCUUCCGAAGCACUUUUGUGACAGCUACCUUCCAAAGCACGAUGCCACAAUCACUUUAGUGGACGAAGAAGGGGAUGAAUUCGAAACUAAUUACUUGGCAUAUAAGGCAGGAUUAAGUGGUGGAUGGCAAGGAUUUUCUGUAUUUCAUGAGUUAAUUGAUGGCGAUGCAUUAGUUUUUCAGUUAAUUGAGCCCACAAAGUUUAAGGUAUAUAUAAUUAGAGCAGGUGGAUGUGAUCAGCUAAUGCCAAAAGAGAUUUCCCAGGUGCAGGUAUGAAGCAAAAUGGUGGAAGUAAAUGCCAUUUUAACCCUUGCUUUUUGUGAGCCAUAUAUAGUUUGCCCACAUAUCAAUCUUAGUGAGCUCCUAAUUAAUGAUUACUAUCUACAUUUAUAGACAAUUAAUCUUUAUAUACUUGAACG